This is a messenger RNA of Capsicum annuum, 1918 nucleotides long. Its product is annotated as kaempferol 3-O-beta-D-galactosyltransferase-like. The coding region runs from base 65 to 1423 and encodes 452 amino acids. Gene Ontology annotation, molecular function: UDP-glycosyltransferase activity. The transcript is spliced from 2 exons. Lineage: Eukaryota; Viridiplantae; Streptophyta; Magnoliopsida; Solanales; Solanaceae. The record is from RefSeq and is a predicted model, not a curated record.
AGAAGGAGAAAAAACAAAUACAUAUAUAUAUAUAUAGUUUGCAAAAUCUUUUCAUUCCGAAAAAAUGUCUAAUAAUUUACAUGUUGCUGUUCUUGCAUUUCCAUUUGCAACACAUGCUGGUCUUUUACUAGGACUUAUACAAAGGCUAUCAAAUUCAUUACCAAAUGUUACAUUUACAUUUUUCAAUACUAAAAGAUCAAAUUCUUCAAUAUUUACACAAGAUAAUAAUACAAAUAUUAAGCCAUUUGAUAUCCCUGAUGGGAAACCUGAGAGUCAUGUACAUGGAGGUGGAGAUGAAGGUGGACUCGAAGAUAUUAUAGGUUUAUUCUUCAAAUCCGCGAAAAAUAAUGUGACAAAUGCCAUCGCGACUGCUGAGAAUGACUCAGGGAAGAAGAUUACGUGUGUCAUAGCUGACGCGUUUAUGUGGUUUUCGAGUGAGAUCACCGAGGAACUAGGAAUUAGUUGGAUUCCAGUAUGGACUUCCGCGGCAGGAUCACUCUCUGUGCAUGUUCAUACCGAUCUUAUUAGAGAAAACGUUGGGACCCAAGGAAUUGAUGGACGCGAAGAUGAAAUUUUGAAAUUUAUUCCGGGUUUUUUCGAAGUAAGACUUGGCGAUUUACCUGGAGGAGUUGUCGUAGGAGAUCUGAAAACGUCAUUUUCUAUGAUGCUUCACAAAAUGGGCCAAACAAUAGGUAAAGGAACAGCCAUACCAAUAAAUUCAUUUGAAGAAUUGGACCCUCCAAUUGUCCAAAAUCUGAAAUCCAAAUUCAAAAAUUUUCUCAAUAUUGGACCAUUUAAUUUAACUUCACCAACACCAUUAGCAAAUGUGGUUGACAAAGAUGGUUGUAUUGAAUGGUUAGACAAACAAAAAACUAAUUCUGUGGCAUAUAUUGGAUUUGGCACUGUAGCAACACCACCACCUAAUGAGUUAAAAGCAAUGGCUGAAGCACUUGAAGAGAAAAAAAUACCAUUUCUAUGGUCAAUUAAAGAGAAAUUUAUUGCAAAUUUUCCAAAUGGAUUCUUGGAAAAAACAAAAAUGUUUGGUAAAGUUGUGUCAUGGGCACCACAAGUACAAGUUCUUGAACAUAAAGCGAUCGGCGUUUUUAUAAAUCACUCAGGAUGGAAUUCGGUUCUGGAGAGCAUAGCUUCUGGCGUGCCUAUAAUAUGUAGGCCGUUUUUCGGAGAUCAUCAUUUGAAUUCUUGGAUGGUUGAGAAAGUUUGGAAAAUUGGUGUGAAAAUUGAAGGUGGGGUUUUUACUAAAAGUGGUACAAUUGUUGCACUUGAUUUGGUUUUGUCUAAAAAUAAAGAAGAAUUUAAGAAACAAAUUGGAAUGUACAAAGAAUUAGUUCACAAUGCUGUUGGACCAAAUGGAAGUUCAACGCAAAAUUUCAAGAAAUUGGUUGAGAUUAUCACCUCUUGUUAGUUAAAUUUGUAGUAAAUCAAUGAGAUAAACAUUCAGUAGCCCCGAAUUAUGGUCAAAAUUGCUACGACGACACACUCCAACUUCACAGGGGCCGUAUUAUCUCCUGAAUUCAAUUUUAACGUAUUUUUGUCACCCCUUUAUGCUGGCGUGACACUUUUAUUAUAUAAAAUGGGGUUCACAUCAAAGGUGCUGCAUCAGCUAAAAAGAUUGACAAAAGGUGUCACGUUAACUAAAAAAGAUGACAAAAAUAUGCUAAAAUGUAGUUCAGGGGUAAUACAACUCCCGUGAAGUUGAACCGAGUGCAAAUAUAGUCGUAGUUCAGAAGCACAAGAUGCUUUACUCUAAAUUAAUUAAAUCCAUGUUAAUUUUGUCAUUAAUUAUCUUGAGUUGAUCCUCAAUGCUAGUCCAUGUAACACUUCUAAUCAAAUUGUCACUCAAGAUUUUCUUGUUAUACAAAGGGAAUUCAAUGAUUUAUUUCUAUUUAUAUUUGUAACA